AUCACCAAUGGUCAAGUGAUUUUACUUCAGGGGAUAUGGAUGGACAACCUGGUCAUGAGAACCCCUUGAUGUCACUGAAUUCUGGUGGGAGUGUCAAUGAGUUCCCGUAUGACUAUGUAGAUGAUACAAACCCAGUCUUACUUACGCCAACGGGAAGAAACAGGAACCAGCCUAGUCUCCAAUCGUUAUCUCAGUGGAUUGAUUGUCCCAAAACACCUCAUAGUUAUGUUGAAUUUCUGACAGAAAAUCUUGAAAAGGUUCCUACUGCUGAUGUCUUAGAGAGCAUUGGUUCUCCUAUUGGUGGCAUACAUACUGUUGAUGGGGCCUCCGAAAUUCAAAGAGAGUUGCUGCAUAGCAAUGAAGGAAAGGCUUUCAGCUCUGGUCCAGAUGGCUACUCCCUGGAGUCCGAGCAGUGGAAUCUAAAGCUAUCUGCUUACCCCACUGAAAUCAACAAUCAUGAAGCUUCAGCAAGCGAAAGAUUUUUGAGGCAACAUGAUAGAAUACCUAUGAGCAGAAUUUCAAGCUCGGAAUAUGAGUUCCAUGCACAGCUUUGUGUCUUUCAGCAAAAUCAUGCUUCCUGGAUGCAAAAACCAAAAGCAGAGGAUGGUAAUGUUUCUCACCUUCAAUCGAAAGAAACCAUUUCUGCUCCCAGUUUCCAGUCCCAACCACUGUACCAUGCACCCAAAUCAAGAGCUGCUGCAAUUGAUCGUCAACGCAGGCUACGAAUAGAUGAAAGUAUCAAGGCAUUGCAGGAACUGCUUCCAAGUUCUUCUGAGCGUGGCCUAGGAAAUGCACUGGAUGAUAUUAUUGACUAUGUCAAGUUUCUGCAGUUGCAAGUCAAGGAAUUAAGUCGAAGCAGAUUGGGGGGUGAACCAACUUCUAAUCCUUUUGUUUUUUUUGAGGGAUAUGGUCACUAUGUUCUCCAUGAACAGAUGAUAAAUGAACCUCUUGAGGAGAUGAUGGCGAAGUUGCUAGAGAUAAAUCCAUCAGCAGCAACUCAGCUGUUAGAGAGCAGAGGCCUUUACAUGAUGCCAAGGGCACUGGUUGAUGACUUUUGCACCGAGUCACAUAGAUAGUCCAACGCCACACCUAACUGUUUUAUCUGCUCGGCUUAAAGAGUAACUUUUAACUACAUCAACUUAAAUACUAUUGAUCCAAAUUUUCGUUUCUUUUGUGGACAAUAGAACCUAAGUAGUACUAGUAGUUUCAAAACAUAGUCUUGCAGAACAGUGGCUAGUGUUUCAAGCUUUAGUUGAAUGCACUUUUGAAAUCUCUUAGCUGUGA
Gossypium raimondii (Peruvian cotton) is the source of this 1284-nucleotide messenger RNA. RefSeq lists its product as uncharacterized. Gene Ontology annotation, molecular function: RNA polymerase II cis-regulatory region sequence-specific DNA binding; DNA-binding transcription factor activity, RNA polymerase II-specific; protein dimerization activity. The record is from RefSeq and is a predicted model, not a curated record. Gene Ontology annotation, cellular component: nucleus. Lineage: Eukaryota; Viridiplantae; Streptophyta; Magnoliopsida; Malvales; Malvaceae. Gene Ontology annotation, biological process: regulation of transcription by RNA polymerase II. The transcript has 8 exons. Bases 36 to 1076 code for a protein of 346 amino acids.